AGGAUCAUUGUUUCUUGUUCUUGUGCUGGAAGAGGUUGCUUAUUUACGGUUAACUUCAGUGCGUUGAUCGCGUUCGCAUUUUCUGGUUUUUUGAAAAGGAAUUUCGAGCAAUUACUGGGAACAGUCUGACUAUGAUAAAGUUGACAAUAUUAUCGGCCAUACUGGGCGUGGCCACAUGCUUACCACGUGCCUACCCACUCACGCAGGAGCAGCUGGCUCAAUUCGUGGCCGCACAACAGACGGCUGCAGGUCCAUCUUCAGCACCGCAGCGACUCAUCUCAAUAGUGCCACGGGCCAGACAAGCCUACCAGGAGCCAGACCCAGCCGCCGCCUACCACAAGCCAUCGCAAGCCAUCUACCAGGCGGAGUCGGCAGCAGCCUACCAGGAUGACGGAGCCGCUGAUCCUUCCGCCUACCAGCAACAGCCGGUCUACUACCAGGCGCCAGCCAGGCAGCCCAAGCCGCAGCAGGUCGCUUACAUCGAUCCCAGCCAGUACAAGAAGUACAAGCUGCCCAGGCCUAGCCCAGCCGGACUCGCUAGGGACCCCAAGCAGCCUGCUGAUGACUAUGACCCAAACCCCCAAUACCAGUUCUCGUUCGACAUUAAGGACGACGAAUCGACCAACUACCACAACAGGAAGGAGACCCGCGAUGGCGACAAGAUAUCUGGCAGCUACAGCGUCGUCGACUCUGACGGAUUCAUUCGCACAGUCACUUACACCGCUGACCCCAAAGAGGGAUUCAAAGCUGACGUGAGCAGACAGCCGACUGACAUUGUGGUGAAACUGCCCAAGCACCCGACUCCAGGCAUUGCUCAGCAGUACCAGCUGGCUCCCUCUUCACCCUACACCGCUCGCAAGCAGCAGACUCAACAGUACUUGGAGGCUUCAAGUCCGGUUGACGGAAGCAGCGAGCAGCAGUAUAUCCCACAGCAGCAGUAUGUGCCACAGAGGCCAACCCAGGCGCUCACCCAGGCGGCACUAGCAGCCUAUGCGGCCAACCCUCACCGCCUGGCGCCCAAUCCUGCCAAGUCAGCAAAAGCCUACGCCAUUCCUCAGGGUGCCACCCUACUCUACAGACCGGCCCCCGCUGCCGCCUACCACCAAUGAGAACCACCACACUGUUUCCAGUGUCAAACAAUCGGCCAUGGUACCAAUGUAAACCCGGUAUCUAGUGUAAAAUAAUCGGCAUUAUGCAUGAUAACAAUGGAAACCGGUAUCUAGAUUAAUCUAGUUUCAAGUAAUCGGCCAUGGUAACAAUUAAAACUAUAUCAAAAUUAAUGAUAUGAUUCUCGUUUGAGGUGUUCAGCCAUAGUUAACAAGGUAGCAGAAUUGAUCCACAGCUUACCGAGCAAUAUCAUAGAAAAAAGAUAGCAUAGGAAGAUAUCCCAUGCUUAGAGCGUUCAAGUUCCAAAUUUCACCGUUUGUUAAAACCGAGUUGUUAUCUUUUCUCUGUGGUAAUAUCAUGGAGAAAACAUAGCUGCCAUACAUAGGUUUCUCUAUUCUUAUUCUAUGGUGAUAUUAUGCCAUUUAUUGAAUAAAAUCAACUUUGUUCUCCAUUUAGAAUGGAACAAAAUGAUUCGAGAAUGAAAUAUUCUUUCAUACUAUUUUAUGAUGCCAUAAAUGAUGGUUCUAAUUUAAAAUGAUCGGCAUGGUUUCAGAUAGGAACUUUCUUCCAUUGGUUAUGAACUCACUAAAUAAUAUUAGCAUGGUCUGCCAUGGUUCCAAAAAGGAACAUACUUCCAUAGGUGAUCAGCUCACAACAUACGAGUACGUAUUAUUCAGUAAUACUGUUACAGUAGGCUAACUGUAUUAAGUAAUUAAUGUGUAUUAUAAUGUAGUAUGUAUACAAUACUACAUUAUUUAAAUUCAAUAUAAAACUACAAUUUGAAUGUUCAUAUAAUAUUUUUCAAAAUGAAAUGGAACAUGACUGAAUAAAAAAUCUAUAGGAUAUAAUAAUGUUUUAGACUAAAAGGUAGAAUCCGUUAAUUCAAAAUUGAACAAGGCGUCAAAAUCCAAAAUAUUCAUAAUCAAAACAUGUUGAAGAGAACUGUACCUAUAUUAUAAGUCUUGACUUUGAAUCAAUGAAUGCAAUAUGCAAUUUGAAUCAAUAUUUAACACGGUUAUGAUUCUUGCCAUCAGGAUUAAUAUUAUUCUUCUAAAACUUGACUUUGAGGCAAGCCCAUACAGCUGCAUCUACAGCAGAAAUUAAAUUUCCGAUACUCAUAAUAAAAGUAACUGCAUAAACUCACUAUGAUUACUUACUGAAUAAUUAUAAGUUUAUAGGAAAAAAUUUAAACUUAUAAAUAUUCAAAAGAUUUCUUAAGAGAUUUGAUACGACGAUACGAGUGAUAUUAUUACCCCAACGACUGACUUAGUGGUCACUUCUAUUUCCUAUAAGUAGUAUCCAUUGCCACAUUUACAUAUUACAUGCAGUAUUUUAGAUGUAAGUAAUUUUUCUUAUAUUAUAAUAUUGAUUCUUAAACAUUUAUUGAACAAGUAUUUUUGUAGUCAGAUCUAUGGAAUAAUCAAUCAAGCAAUUGAUAGAUUUUGAAUAUCUUUAUGUUAUUUCCAAACUAAGAUAAAAUUGUGAUGAAAGGACGACAAAAUGAUAGAACUCAUUUGGUCGGAGUAAUGAAUAAAUUAAAUACUGUUUUCAGUCUAGAUUGACUGAAUAUCUAACACGAUAGCCUAUCUACUAUUAAUGUACUAUUCAUUCAUUACUACUAGGUAUUUUAGUAAUUUUAAAAAAACUAUUUUAGUAUUAUUAUGAUUACAUUUUUGUAAUAAGACUUUUUCGAUAAUAAAAUACAUUUUGAUUGUAUAA
Nilaparvata lugens (brown planthopper) is the source of this 2826-nucleotide messenger RNA. RefSeq names its product cuticle protein (gene Cpr66D). The record is from RefSeq and is a predicted model, not a curated record. Bases 132 to 1109 code for a protein of 325 amino acids. NCBI's taxonomy places the organism in Eukaryota, Metazoa, Arthropoda, Insecta, Hemiptera, Delphacidae. Gene Ontology annotation, cellular component: extracellular matrix. The transcript has 5 exons.